Papilio polytes (common Mormon) is the source of this 1685-nucleotide messenger RNA. It is a transcript of the gene Trmt6, whose product is annotated as tRNA (adenine(58)-N(1))-methyltransferase non-catalytic subunit TRM6. Gene Ontology annotation, cellular component: tRNA (m1A) methyltransferase complex; nucleus. Lineage: Eukaryota; Metazoa; Arthropoda; Insecta; Lepidoptera; Papilionidae. The transcript is spliced from 2 exons. Bases 137 to 1453 code for a protein of 438 amino acids. Gene Ontology annotation, biological process: tRNA methylation. The record is from RefSeq and is a predicted model, not a curated record.
AAAUGUCAAUGUCAAAAAGUUGCCACAAGCUCCUUGUGGCACUAUACCACAAGUUUGCCUGUAGUCUUUUAUAGGUUAUAGAUCUUAUUAGCGUUUAUCUUAUUUUACCGUUGUUCUUGUAUAAAAACUAAUUAAAAUGACGCGCACUGUUAUAACUAUUGGAGACUAUAUUGUUAUCAAGAAGCAGAAUUAUAAGAAACUUCAUAAAUUUAACAAGGCAAAUUCAUGUGUAAACAUUGGACGUGAUAAUGUAAAUCUAAAAGGAAUAGAUGGUUGUGAAUAUUUUUCUAUUUUUAGGAUGUUAGCAAGAAAUAAGAAGAAUCGCGAAUAUGAUUUAGAACUGAGUCCAGAAGCUAUGGAUCUAAAAAAUGAAAUCGAUGUGAAAGAGUCAGGUACUGAUAAUAGAAACAUAUUUGAUGAUGGUCGAUCGCAAAAGUUAACACCUGCAGAAAUUAACGAUUUAAGAAGUGAUUCUAGUAGAGCAUCUGAUAUAGUAGAAAGUCUUAUAACUAAUUCUAAAACAUUUCAUAAUAAGACUGAAUUUUCACAAGAAAAGUACUUAAGGAAAAAAGAGAAAAAAUAUUUUGAAUACAUACAAAUUCUGCGACCCAAUUUGAGGAUGAUAACUGAGAUACUAUAUAAAUUGGACCCAAUCAAAAUUCAAGGUAUAAGAAUAGAUACAUUAUCACAAAUCAUUACAUUAUGUAAUAUUAGUUCUGAAGGUAACCAUUUACUAUAUGAUUCUGGUUCAAAUGGUUUGUUAGCAGCAGCAUUACUUAGUGCGAUCGGAGAGCAAAGCAGUGGUAAACUAAUUCAUAUGCAUCCUGGAAAUAUGUCACAGAAAUUAGCUUUACUGGGAAUGAACUUUAGCAUGGAACAAAUGGAUAGGUGUAUUUCUGUAAAUGUUUAUUCUGCUUUGAGACAGUUCUAUCAGGGAUGUGACACCAAUUGUAAUGAUGUUACUAACAAUGAAAGUAUUGAUAGUAAUGAAUUAAAAAGAAAGGCUUUAAGAAAUGUCAAUGGUCAUAAAAAUAAAAUAACUAAACAUGAAGAUGCUGCAGAUGUUACAAACAUUGAAGCAAUCAUGUCAGAUGAUAAUAAUGAAGACUAUGAACCAAAAAAGCCGAAAUGGCACUUUUUAAAUAUUACCGCAUCAAAAUUGUUAUCAGAAAAGGCAGAUUCUUUGAUUAUUGCUUGUAAAGAGGAUCCACAAAAUAUUUUUAAUGAAUUAUCAGGCUUUGUGAAACCAGGAAGACCAUUUGUUGUAUAUUAUAAUGUUGCUGAGCCUUUGCAGAACUUGUAUAUGGGACUUAAAUCAAAGGGUAAUGUUGGCGCUCUGAAACUUACAUGCAAUUGGAUGAGGAACUAUCAGAUACUACCAGAACGAACACAUCCAGAAGUGACUAUGGACAAUGGAGGUGGAUUUUUGUUAAGUGGAUACAUAUUUAAAUGAUUAUAUAUUUAUAAAAAAUUAAUAAAACAUGUUUUAUACAAAGUUUUAAUGCUUUCAUUUGCUCAAAUGCACAUAUAUAAACUAAAUGCAUCAUACAAAUUAAGAUCGACACAAAUAGACCCCAUUAAUCUCAAUAACUAAUAAAAAAUGAGUGAAGUUCAAAGAACCAUUGUCUAGGUAUAAUGAAUGUGUCAUAUUUUGUGUAUAGAAAGUCCAACUAGCAGCGAUACAU